UACCAUAAAUGAAAUAGAUUCGCACAGCCGAAGGCACAAAGGCAGUCUUCUAUUUACAGGCAAUUCAAGAAUCAAAGAAUCAAUCUCCCAUCCACCAUCAGAUCUCUUCCCAAUACAUACUUAGCCAAGGGGAUCCACGAAAAACCCUCCUCGCACUCCAACUGUUUGUAUAAACUCCCCACUCAGCAAAGAAACAAGAAAGAAAGAAGACCCAAGUGCGAAAUUUCAUUAUUUGAUUUGAUGGGUUCGAACGAAGAAUUGCCGGAGGGAACACUGGAGAAUAUACUGGAGCAGGAUUCGCUCAAGUGGAUAUUCGUCGGCGGAAAGGGCGGCGUGGGUAAGACAACCUGCAGCUCUAUUCUGUCGAUACUGCUCGCACGUGUGCGGCCUUCCGUACUCAUCAUCUCCACCGACCCUGCCCAUAACCUAAGCGAUGCGUUCCAGCAGAAGUUCACCAAGGCUCCCUCCCUUGUUAAUGGCUUCUCCAACUUGUACGCCAUGGAAGUUGAUCCCAAUGUGGAACACGACGAGAGUGGUUCAGAUAUAACCGAUGGAUUAGUGUCAGAAUUAGCUAAUUCUAUUCCAGGAAUCGACGAAGCUAUGAGUUUGGCUGAAAUGCUCAAGCUAGUACAAACUAUGGAUUAUUCUUGCAUAGUGUUUGAUACAGCUCCAACCGGCCACACUCUUCGGCUGCUACAGUUUCCCUCAACCUUAGAAAAAGGGCUCGCCAAAAUUAUGAGUUUAAAGAGUCGAUUUGGCGGUUUGUUGGGCCAGAUGACUCGUUUAUUUGGUCUCGGUGAUGAAUUUGGUGAAGAUGCCAUUCUUGGAAAGCUUGAGGGCAUGAAGGAAGUGAUUCAACAAGUGAACCAGCAAUUUAAGGACCCUGAUUUGACGACUUUCGUUUGCGUCUGCAUUCCGGAAUUCCUAUCUCUUUAUGAAACUGAACGCUUAGUUCAAGAACUUACUAAAUUCGAGAUUGAUACGCAUAACAUCAUAAUCAACCAAGUAAUUUUUGACGAAGAAGUCAUUCAAUCGAAGUUGCUGAAAGCUAGAAUGCGAAUGCAGCAAAAAUACCUCGAUCAAUUUUACAUGCUGUACGACGAUUUUAACAUAACUAAGUUGCCGCUUUUGCCCCAAGAGGUUUGUGGGGUCGAAGCGUUGAAAGCAUUUUCGCACAAUUUUGUAACACCGUAUAAAUCGUCAAUUACGAGAGGAACAAUAGAGGAACUUGAGCUUAGAGUAUCGGCGCUGAACGAGCAGCUGAAAGACGCUGAACCAGAACUCGAAAGACUCAGAAAGGGCAAACAAAAGAUUGAUGAGGCAAUAUGAAUCAAUGGAUUUAAAUUUUGAAGUUUACUUCUUUUUUUUAUUUUUUUAUUAUUUCUUUUAGACUGUAAUAACUAAUAAGUAAAGGGAUUUGCUGUUAAAAAGAAUUUUUUUUUCAGUAAUUUAUGAUGUCUGGUUGUAUUUUAUGGUCAUACUAUAUAUACUGUACGAUUUUCCUCUGUUUUAUGCAAUUUUU
Messenger RNA from Erythranthe guttata (spotted monkey flower), 1522 nucleotides. RefSeq names its product P-loop containing nucleoside triphosphate hydrolases superfamily protein. Lineage: Eukaryota; Viridiplantae; Streptophyta; Magnoliopsida; Lamiales; Phrymaceae. Gene Ontology annotation, cellular component: GET complex. The record is from RefSeq and is a predicted model, not a curated record. Gene Ontology annotation, biological process: tail-anchored membrane protein insertion into ER membrane. Gene Ontology annotation, molecular function: ATP hydrolysis activity; ATP binding.